This is a messenger RNA of Oncorhynchus mykiss (rainbow trout), 823 nucleotides long. It is a transcript of the gene rpb10, whose product is annotated as DNA-directed RNA polymerase II 7.6 kDa polypeptide. Gene Ontology annotation, molecular function: DNA binding; zinc ion binding. Lineage: Eukaryota; Metazoa; Chordata; Actinopteri; Salmoniformes; Salmonidae. Gene Ontology annotation, biological process: transcription by RNA polymerase II; transcription by RNA polymerase I; tRNA transcription by RNA polymerase III. The record is from RefSeq and is marked provisional. Gene Ontology annotation, cellular component: RNA polymerase II, core complex; RNA polymerase III complex; RNA polymerase I complex.
GGAGCGACGCGCGUUAGCCUAACUAGCUACAUGUUCUUCCUGUGUGCUUUCUUGUCUGUUUGCAAGGGUUACUGCGGAACAUAUUUUACUUUACAGGCCCCGCAGUCGAUCGGAUCAAAAUGAUUAUCCCGGUCCGGUGCUUCACCUGUGGGAAAAUCGUUGGGAAUAAAUGGGAGGCGUACCUUGGCCUCCUUCAAGCUGAAUACACUGAAGGUGAUGCCCUUGAUGCUCUUGGUCUGAAGAGGUAUUGCUGUCGGAGGAUGCUGCUGGCUCAUGUAGACCUCAUUGAGAAGUUGCUGAAUUAUGCACCCCUGGAGAAAUGAUGGAUACAACAACCACAUACAAGAAUCAUAUGGCUUAUUUAUGGACAAGCCCUGGCUGACUGCCAGUGAAGCAGUGCACCCUGAUGGAUUGACAUCCAAGAGACUAUUUUCACACCUGGUUUGAAUCGUAAAUGUUUUGUUGAAUAAAGCAAUAAAUACUCACUUAUAAGGGCUUUGUAAAGCGGAGUCAGUUCUUUAAUAUGGCUUCUUUGUUGGCUCAGUGACCUAGUUUCACUUUCUCGCAUGCACUCUGUAUCCUGAGAGAACAAUGAACCCUGGUAGGCAAGGCUCAUUUCACUAGGCGUCUUUGAAUUCCUGCUGCUUCCUGACAAAAACAUGGCAAGUGGCUGUAGCCUUAUUGGAUUGAAGUGAAGCCAUGUAAUUCACAUUGCGUAAAUAAGACAGUAGGCCAACCCCUUUAAGCAGCACGGGUCAGACAAUGAAAACUACCUGGUCCACUUGUUACAAUCUCUUUUUGCAAUAAACACUUGUUCCAACUC